Penicillium salamii is the source of this 3261-nucleotide messenger RNA. Lineage: Eukaryota; Fungi; Ascomycota; Eurotiomycetes; Eurotiales; Aspergillaceae. The record is from the annotation of a GenBank genome assembly.
AUGGCGUGGGAUCACUUGGACAUCGAUAGGCCGCAUCUGGCAUACAUGAUCCUGGGCGGUUUCACAGGCCUGUUCAUGCUGUGUUCCCUGUUCGUCAAGGAAAAGCUAUACAUUGGCGAAGCUACAGUCGCCACGCUCUGUGGUAUUAUCUUCGGUCCCCAUGCGGCCAAUUUGUUUAACCCGCAUGAGUGGGGAAACAUCGACAAGAUCACACUGGAGUGUUCGCGAAUCGUUCUGGUUGUGCAAUGUUUUGCCGUCGGUGUCGAAUUGCCCAAGGCGUACAUGGAGCGCCAUUGGAAGUCUGUAUCCCUGCUGCUGAUUCCUGUGAUGACCUGGGGCUGGCUGAUUACGAGUCUGUUCAUCUGGUGGAUGGUUCCUCCGCUGAACUGGCUGGAAAGUCUGAUCUGUGCCUCCUGCGUUACGGCCACUGACCCUGUCCUGGCUUCGUCCGUCGUUGGUAAGGGUAAGUUUGCCAAGCGUGUCCCCAAGCAUUUGCGUGACUUGCUGUCUGCUGAGUCUGGGUGUAACGAUGGCAUGGCUUUCCCAUUCAUCUACCUCUCCUUCUACAUCUAUCACUACCGGCCCGCUGUUGGCGAGGUGUGGUUGAAUUGGUUCUGUAUCACCGUUCUCUACGAGUGUGUGCUGGGAGCUAUCUUUGGCUUUGCCAUCGGUUACAUCGCCCGACACGCUAUCAAAUUGGCUGAGCGUAGGGGGCUGAUUGAUCGUGAGAGUUUCCUGGUGUUCUACUUUGUGCUGGCUGUUUUCUGUGCUGGUUCUGGAAGUUUGCUAGGCAUGGACGACCUGCUGAUCGGAUUCUCCUGUGGUGUCGGAUUCAGUAACGAUGGUUGGUUCACAGAGAAGACCGAAGAGUCCCACGUUUCUAACGUUAUUGAUCUUCUGCUCAACUUGGCUUACUUUGUCUACUUUGGAUCCAUCAUCCCUUGGGAGGAUUUCAACUCCCCCGCUCUCGGCCUUACUCCCUGGAGACUAGUGGUGAUUGCAUUAUUGGUUAUUUUCUUCCGCCGCAUCCCGAUCAUGUUGAUGCUCAAACCCAUUAUACCGGACGUCAAGACCUGGCGAGAAGCACUGUUUGCUGGUCACUUUGGUCCCAUCGGUGUCGGUGCAAUUUUUGCCGCCAUUCUUGCCAGAGCCGAGUUAGAGAACGACAAUACACAACCGGACCCUGAAAAUGAACUCCCGGUGCCAGGAGCCAGCAAUUAUUAUAUUGUGAGACUGAUCUGGCCCAUCACAACUUUCAUGGUUAUUUCGUCUAUCCUGGUGCACGGCUCCUCAAUUGCUGUUUUCACACUGGGUAAGCGCAUCAACACCUUGACCAUCACCCUCUCCUACACCCAGGCCAAUGAGGAUGGACCUUCAUGGAUGAACCGUCUGCCCCGUGUGCAGUCCAUUGCCAAGGGUUCCAUGUCCUUCCGCAAGGCGGAAGAUACCGAUGCAUCCUCCGAUGAAAAGCUACCCGAAUAUCCCCCUGGCACCCUUCCACCCAUCGGAAUGCCUGGCAACUUCCUUCGCCGGCAGCGUGACGAGGACGAAAGUGAGGCUCAAAGUCUUGAAUCGUCUCGUCGCAAGCCUCUGCGGAGACGUCGCCGCAAGCGUGAUUCCGGUGCCGGCGGACCCAUCAGCCAGUCUGCUAUCAUGCCCGCUCCUCGUAAGGAGUCUGAGAUUGAAACAGAGGAAGAAAAGAAAGAACUGGAAGAGCGUGAUCAGGUUGAGCGUGGAGCUUCUCCACCGCACGCCGAACGCGAUCGCUUCGGUCGUGAGCCACAACUAGAGGUUUAUCAAGAGGGUCAUAACAUGAUCAUCGAGGAUGAAGAAGGCAAUGUUCUCAAGACUGAAAACACGUCCCAUCUUUCACCGGAAGAAAAGAUCGCUCACAUUGAAGAACAACGCAAGCGCCUGGAGAAUGAUAAGACGGGCGAGCUGGCUCAAUCCGAAAGCCAACCACACCAGAAGAACGAGGGAGAGGAGCUCAAGCAUGCCGUGGAGGAGAAGGCCGGUACUUCUUACGGCAAGGCAAUCAAGAAGUGGACCAACUGGACCGGACUCGGAAAAGAGAAGGCUGCUGAACAGCCCGACAAAAAGGCAGAGAAGCCCGAGAAAACCGAAAAGCCACCCAAGGCCGACUCAGCCAAGCCUAAGCCCCGCUCAGCCCAUGCUUAUCAAUUCGGUAACACUAUUAUCGUUGAGGAUGAGGAUGGUGAGGUGAUCAAGAAGUACACUCUCCCCGGUGGCAAGAAGUCCGAGAAGCCAGAGAAGCCCCAGGGCCAGCCCACUGCUCCAGGUGAUGCACCAGUCCGUCGCGGUCUUACUCGCAUGGGAACCUGGUUCGGCAUGGAAGAAGAAGGUGAAACCUCCCAGGCUGCCCAAGAAAAGAAGAAGAAGAAGGAUAGCCAGAUGGCCGACGAUGGCCUGCGGUUCACAUUGGCCCAGGAUCCUGAAAUCACCUCUCACGGCAUUGGACACAAGGGCAGACGUAUGAACAAACAAGAGUUCUUCGACCAAAUCAAGGGUCUGGAUGCCAAGACCCGCCGGGAUAUUGUCCAGCAGACCGACGCCCCCGCGCCAGUCCAGGAAGUCGCUCAAACUGAAGCCAAGCAAGAAGAGAAGGUCGAGGAGAAGCAAGAGCGACGUCUCUCUGCCGCUGCUAUCGGAGCUACCACUGGUACUAUCCCUGAAGAAGACGCCGAGGCUCUAGAGUCCGAAUCUGUCACCGACAGCGAAGCUAGUGCCGACGAGGCUGGCCACCACGGCUCUCCUAACGUUGCCGCUUCCCUCGCUAAGUUCUCCCGCGGCGGCACUUCUGCGGCCCAAGAGCGUCGUAACAACCUCAGCCCCGCACCUCCUCGCACCCGCGACCGCGCUCGUCGGGACUCCGACGACGAUGGCACAGAGCGUAUCCCCCCAUCCCGUCUUCGCAAGGCCGCCGGUCUGACUGCGCCCCCGCGCCAGAUUGACGAUGACACAGGCGAGACACCCGCUGAGCGUCGCCGUCGUCUUGCCGCCUUGGGCGUUGACGGCGAUGACUCUGAUAAUGAUGGAUCCGACACAGAAGAUGAAGAUGUCAUCGCUGAAGACUCGGAAAGCGAGGACGUGGAUUCCAAGGCCGGCAAGAUCCAGCCUGGAGAAGCCACUGCUUCUGACGAGUCCUCGCCUUCUGGAUCUGGAGCCGGAUCCAACUCACAGUCCGCUUCGCGUCACAUCCCCCGUGUUUCCUGGGGAGGCGAGAAAGGACGUGAACUCUGA